Messenger RNA from Vigna unguiculata (cowpea), 2800 nucleotides. Its product is annotated as cryptochrome-1-like. NCBI's taxonomy places the organism in Eukaryota, Viridiplantae, Streptophyta, Magnoliopsida, Fabales, Fabaceae. The record is from RefSeq and is a predicted model, not a curated record.
UUCCUCUUCCUUCCAACAUAUCCCUCUCACUCUGUCCAUUCUGUCAAACCCUUUCGGCUUUUUCGUACAACUAGCCACUGAAAGCAACAAAAUACGAAUUUGUUGCAAAAACAUAUUAUUAUCACAGUAAAUGCAAGUGCCCAAACUUUAAAAGUCAUCAACUCAAUAAUCACACGUUUCCUUUACCUAUUUAUGGCUUAAAAUCUCCCAUUAAACAGGUUUGACAGAAAAGCGAGGACAAGAAGGAGAGAGAAGUUUAAGAAAAAAAGAUAAGACUGGAUUAACAUAUUGUGUUUGGUUUUCUUCAGCACCGAGGAGACAGAAAGUAAAGACAAGUUAUUAGAUUAGAUGAGAUGGUUAAAACUUGUUGAAGAGGAGGAGUGUGUGAAAGCAGUUUAAGGAAAGGUUGUAGAGAUGAGAGGUGGUGGAUGCAGCAUAGUUUGGUUCAGAAGAGAUCUGAGGGUGGAAGACAACCCUGCACUGGCGGCCGGAGUAAGAGCCGGAGCUGUGGUUGCAGUUUUCAUCUGGGCACCGGAAGAAGAAGGCCAAUACUACCCCGGCAGAGUCUCCAGGUGGUGGCUCAAACAAAGCUUGGUUCAUCUUGAUUCUUCUCUCAGGAAUCUUGGCACUCGUCUCAUCACUAAGCGAUCCACUGAUACUGUUUCUUCUCUCCUUGACCUUGUUAAAUCCACUGGAGCUACUCAACUCUUUUUUAAUCAUUUAUACGAUCCCCUGUCGCUUGUAAGGGAUCACCGAGCCAAAGAGGUUCUGAAUUCUCAGGGCAUAACAGUACGUUCCUUCAACGCGGAUUUACUGUAUGAACCGUGGGAUGUGAAUGAUGUCCAUGCUCGACCCUUCACAACUUUUGCUGCUUUUUGGGACAGAUGUCUUACCAUGCCUUAUGACCCAGACUCACCUCUUCUUCCUCCUAAAAGGAUAAUUCCAGGUGAUGUGUCGAGAUGCCCAAGUGACACAUUGGUGUUUGAAGAUGAAUCAGAGAAGGCAAGCAAUGCACUUCUUGCGAGAGCAUGGUCACCGGGGUGGAGCAAUGCUAACAAGGCAUUGACAGCAUUCAUAAAUGGUCCACUGAUAGAGUACUCAAUAAAUCGCAGAAAGGCUGACAGUGCCACAACCUCACUUCUCUCACCCCAUUUGCAUUUUGGUGAGCUGAGUGUGAAGAAGGUCUUCCAUCUUGUCCGCAUCAAACAACUUCUGUGGGCCAACGAAGGAAACAAGGCCAGUGAAGAGAGUGUGAACUUGUUCCUUAAAUCUAUUGGUCUCAGAGAAUAUUCGAGGUACAUUAGUUUCAACCACCCCUACAGUCAUGAAAGGCCUCUUCUGGGCCACCUUAAGUUCUUUCCUUGGGUUGUAAAUGAGGCUUAUUUUAAGGCAUGGAGACAAGGCAGAACUGGUUACCCUUUGGUCGAUGCAGGGAUGAGGGAGUUGUGGGCCACUGGUUGGCUGCAUGAUCGGAUACGUGUUGUAGUUUCCAGUUUCUUUGUCAAGGUUCUGCAGCUUCCUUGGAGAUGGGGAAUGAAAUAUUUCUGGGACACCCUCUUGGAUGCAGAUCUUGAAAGUGAUGCUCUUGGUUGGCAAUACAUAUCUGGCACACUCCCUGAUGGUCGUCAAUUUGACCGAAUAGAUCAUCCACAGUUUGAGGGCUAUAAAUUCGACCCAAAUGGAGAAUAUGUACGACGGUGGCUUCCAGAACUUGCAAGGUUACCUACUGAGUGGAUUCAUCAUCCUUGGAAUGCACCAGAAUUCGUGCUCCAAGCUUCUGGAAUUGAGCUAGGAACCAACUAUCCUCUUCCGAUUGUGGGAAUAGAUGCAGCAAAAACUCGAUUACAAGAGGCACUAUCGGAAAUGUGGCAACUAGAGGCUGCUUCAAGAGCUGCAAUGGAAAACGGAACUGAGGAAGGACUUGGAGACUCCUCUGAAUCAAUCCCUGCUGCUUUUCCACAAGACAUGCAAAUGGAGGAAACUCAUGAACCUGUUAGGAACAAUCCCUUUCCUGUUGGUCGGCGUUACCUGGAUCAGAUGGUUCCAAGCAUCACUUCCACCCUUCUCAGAAUAGAAGAGGAAGAAACAACUUCUGAUCUCCGAAACUCAGCAGAAGAGAGCAGCAGAGCUGAAGUGCCUAUAAAUGUAGAUGCACAACAGAAUGCAGGAGUUAUAUCGAACGAACGGAUGUUGCAGAAUGCUCACAGGAAUACACAAGUACAAAACAAUACUACAAUGGAACUGAGAAACGUGGCCGAAGAUUCUGGCGUAGAAUCUUCAAGUGGUACAAGGAGAGAACGCGAUGGAGGUAUAGUUCCAGUAUGGUCUCCCCCAGCUUCCAGUUACUCAGAACAAUUUGUAGGAGAUGAAAAUGGUAUUACAAGUGGUUCCUCGUACUUGCAAAGGCAUCCUCGGUCUCACCAAUUACUGAAUUGUAGGCAGCUACCUCAGACCGGGUAAUUCAUAAUCAUAUUUAAAGCGACUAGACUAGAAGAAGAAAAAUACACUAUCACCUUUAUGUUGAGAUAAAGUGGGACGUUGAAGCCGCACAAACAUAAAUGAGUUAAUUUCCUACACCCUUUACCAGCGGCUGAACUCCACUGUGUACGAGAUUUCAAUUCAUACAGCAGUUCAUCUGCAGUUUCUUUUGCUUUCUUGUACAAUAUUUGCAACUUGCUGUGUGGUAUAGUGUUUGUGGCGAGGGAGAAAAAACCACCAUAGGAUCUUUGGUCUAAUAAUAAACUCAGAUUUGUGCUUUCACUUAAGCCAGAUAUAUUAAUUAUGAUCCGAGUUUUAGUUA